This is a messenger RNA of Linum trigynum, 1968 nucleotides long. The record is from the annotation of a GenBank genome assembly. NCBI's taxonomy places the organism in Eukaryota, Viridiplantae, Streptophyta, Magnoliopsida, Malpighiales, Linaceae.
GGCAGCACUCGUCUGGAUUAAUGGCCACCAAACAUGUGGUUCCGUCGUCGGCUUUCUUCCUUCAUUUCUUCUCGACCGUCGUGAUUCUGAUAUUCAAGCCACUUCAGUGUCUAUCAUAUCGUAACAACGGUAGCACUCCUCGCAGUCCCCCGGCUAUUUUCGCUAUUGGGUCUAGCUUAAUCGACGUUGGCACCAACGGAAUCUUGAAUUCCUCUACGCCGGGCAACGGGCCGUUCAACGGGAUCGAUUGCGACCCUCCUGUGCCAACCGGCAGGUUAAGCAACUGCUAUGUUGUGGCCGACUUUGUGGCAAUGGCGCUGGGUUACGACGAAAGCCCCCCGCCGUUCCUCGCCGUCGUGAACUCGUCCAAGAGGUUCGAUCGGGUUAUAACGAGCCGGGGCGUUAGCUUCGGUUCCACGUUCUCUGGCAUUUUCAACUCCACCGGACAGAGCGGUCCACUUGUCCAAGCACGUGUGACGGUGGGGCAGCAGAUCGACCAGUUCGGGACGGUAGUCAGGCCCAGGCUGAUAGCUUUACUGGGCCGAGUAGCCGCCGACAAUUUCCUGGCCCAAUCCUUCUUCUUGCUGGCCACCGGGACCGUUGACAUAGCCGAGCAACGAACCAAUGCUCCUCCCAGCUCCGACCCCCGCUUCCUGCAAUUACUCAUAGCCCAAUACGUUGAUUAUAUUCGUACUCUGUAUGCACUUGGAGGUCGAGUGUUCGGGAUUGUGGCGCCACCGCUAGUGGGAUGCAGUCCUUUUUAUUACGAGACGGAUAACAGCGGCGGCGAGUGCGACGCCAGAGCCAACUCGCUGUCGCUCGGCUUCUACAACCUCCUUGCUUCGGCUCUGAGAGUGCUGCGCCUUACAUAUCCUGAUUUCCGGUACUCCAUCUGCAAUUCUCCCAACUUCUAUCUUGAUGUCACCGCGAAUGCACCCAGUUUCCCAGGAUGUGGUUUGACGGAGGUGAGAGCUGCAUGCUGUGGAAACGGGAGCACACCGUGCAGGCCGACUUCGACGCUGUGCGGGAAUCGGGACGAGUAUUUCUUUUGGAACCUCUACUUGCUCACGAGUGAGGGCUCAAGGCUGCAUGCUGCCGCUUGUUUUGGCCGAAACCCUAGAUACUGGACUCCUAUAAGCUUCACUGCCCUCCUGAAAGAUUAAACUCCUCUGACUCCCUGUGUAGUACUUAAUUAGACGUUGUCGAAUUCACAUUAAUGUAUAUUUUCGUUAUUGUCAUUGAGUACUUUUCAUGUUGCGUAUAAUUUCUACCAUCAUUAUCCUUAACUUUCUUCAUAAACACCAGAAAUAAAAAUGCCAGCAAAAGUACUAGAGUAAAGUGUGUGCUGGCCGUUGUUCUCGCUGGGUCAGGAUCAAAGUGGGUCAACCGACGGAUCAAAUCAUGGGUGGACAACCUUGAUGAGAAGCUUUGAAGGGCCCUAAGAAAACGUUAGGAAUGUAUUAAUUAUUAUAAAUGCAAAGGGCUUAUAUAUUUUGGGCCUCAUGCAGUCAUAAGCCUUAAUGCAUGCAUGGGUUAUGUCUUCCGGCCAGGUUUAUUGGAGUUGGUCUAACAAAAAAUCAAUUAUAUUAUGCUCAUGAAAAAAACAUUUGAGUUCCAAAGUUGAAACAUAUAAUUAGGGGUGGAUAUCAGUCCGGUCCGGACCGAAUCGGAUCAAAUUUAGACCAAUAGUGCAUUCAGUCCGCUUUGAUCCGGUCCAAAUGUAAAUUUGGUUCAUUUUUUUUUAGUAUUUAUAAAAUUCACGGGAUCAAGAAUUGGACCAUAUUAUAUUCGAUUCGGUGUGGUCCGAUCCAAACAUCGAUUCGAUCCGGUAUGGUUAGGUUUGGACCAACCCAUUGCCCACCCCUACAUAUAAUUGAGACUUGCCUAGAUGAGGAUAAAAGUGAUCACCCAAUUUGGAUGAUAUAAACACAUAAUAUGAAGUUACAGUAAUAAGAUUUUGUUGAUAAU